UGCCCAGGGCUGCACCCCCGGCACAUGCGAUCCCUCCCCACACAGCAGAGAUGCUCGCGGUGAGAUGAGGUGGUGAUGCGCAGUGGCGGGACGGGAGGCGGGGUGGGGGUUGGGGGGGGGGGGAUCCGCACACUGUCUCGCGCCUCCUCCCGUUAACCUCCCUCCUCCGCCCCCUGCUCCUCCCGCCGCUCCCCGGGGUACGGGUGCGGGAUGGACCCCGCCGUGCUCAUCUUCCUGCUCUACGUGAUGAUCGCCCACGAGCUCGUGUGCGGCUGGAUGGAGCGCCGCCGGCACGCGACCAAACCGCGGACCCCCGGCGGCGGCCCGACGUGGAGCUCCAGCAACAUCCAUUCGUACCAAAGGUCCUCAAGGGUCACCUUCCACCCUGUGAGGAGUGACAGGGGUCAGGACUGGAGGAAGAGGGCCAGAAUUGUCCGGAAGGCCUGACAAAGACGGACGGACGGACAGAAAUACGCUGGGAAUUACUGACAUGCUCCUGUCCAAAGUGAUUGAAAAUGUCUUAUUGUCCAUGUAAUGUGCUCUUCAGCGGUCUUCAUAUAAACGUCCGGAACGUUCUGCGUCACGCUCUCGGGCCUCGUCCAGCUCGCACCUGGGGGAUUCGUGCCCGCCGUCCCCUGGCGUCCGUCCCGGACCGGCGUGCUGCCUCUGCCCCCGACGGCUUCUUUUGCACAUGUAGGCGGUUUCCGCUCCCCGGGUGCGACACGCCAGAGAGGAAACAUGGGACGCUCUGCUGGACAGGAACAUCGGAGCUCUGUCUUUAAUUGUGUGUUCCCCUGUCUGAGCUGGUCUCCUGUUUACCCCAUCGAUCGUUUCACAGCGUCAUCUCUCCAGAGAACAGGCCUGCUGUGUCACAACCUAUGCCUCCAAGCAUUUAAAAACCACGGCCGGGUGUCGAUCAGCGAGGAGCGGAGACCGGUUUCACGGAGGAUCCUCGCUCGCUUUGUCCAACUCCUGUGCACCAUGCCUUCCUUGUCGGUCACCCGGCGACACCACUACCUGGCGCUGUCCCAGGGAGACUCGGUCCAAGUGACAUACGUGUGGAUCGAUGGCACCGGGGAAUCGCUGCGCUGCAAGACGCGGACGCUUGAGCAGGAGCCAAAGGACCUGGAAGAUGUUCCGGAGUGGAACUUUGACGGCUCCAGCACAUACCAGGCGGAGGGCUGCGACAGCGACGUGUGCCUGCUCCCUGUGCGUAUGUUCCGUGACCCCUUCACCUGCGACCCCAACAAGCUGGUGCUGUGCGAGGUGCUCCACUACAACCGCAAGCCUGCAGAGAGCAACCGACGCGCCUCCUGCCGUAAGGUGAUGGAGGACGUGCGGGACCUGAAGCUCUGGUUUGGGAUGGAACAGGAGUACACCCUGCUUGGGUUCGACGGACAUCCCUACAGCUGGCCACAGAACGGCUUCCCAAGACGACAGGGUCCAUACUACUGCAGCGUUGGCGCGGACAGGGCCUUCGGCAGGGACAUCGCAGACUGCCACUACAGGGCCUGCCUGUACGCUGGUAUCAAAAUUGCCGGCACCAAUGCGGAGGUCAUGCCCUCCCAGUGGGAAUUCCAGGUGGGACCCUGCGAGGGUCUCGAGUUGGCUGACCAGCUGUGGAUGGCCCGAUUCCUCCUCCACCGCGUGUGCGAGGACUUCGGGGUGCUGGUCACCCUGGACCCUAAGCCUAUGACGGGGGACUGGAAUGGGGCGGGCUGCCACACCAACGUGAGCACAGAGGCCACCCGGGCUGAGGGGGGGCUGCGGCACAUCGAGGAGGCCGUGGAGAAGCUGAGGAGGCGCCACGUCCGGCACAUCGGCGUAUACGACCCCCACGGUGGCCAAGACAACGUACGUCGCCUCACGGGUCUUCACGAGACCUCCAGCAUCCAUGAUUUCACCGCCGUCGUGGCCCAUCGCGGUGCCAGCAUCCGCAUCCCACGACAUGUGAACCAGGAGGGACGGGGCUACUUUGAGGACCGCCGACCUGCAGCAAACUGCGACCCGUAUGCCGUGAGCGAGGCCAUCGCACGCACCUGCUUCCUGGAAGGCGACACCGGGGAGGAGAAGAGCACCUGAAAGUGAAGAAGAAGGAUCCUUCACUACAGGGCAAUGGUGUGCAACCGCAGCAGUGAGUGUGUGUGUUUGUGUGCAUUCAAGCUUUUAUGCCAACUACAUUUCUUAAUGUCCUCGAUCAGAUCCUUAAUUUUGAUAAAUCUGGCAAUUUAAAGAUGCAUAGAUACAUCUGAAGCUUGCAGUUACUUUGCUAUGUAUUGCGUAGGAACUAUAUAAGUGUCCUUGUAUUAAUAAUUCGGAUUAUUUACUAAUUAUUCUUAAGUAGAGUUUUAUUCUAAAACAUCAUCCAGCAGCUGAGUCCGAUACCGUGGGGCAGCACCUGAAAUCCGUUCUAAAAUCAUGUGCCAGUAUGUCCAUUAAUAAUUCUACAUACAAAACAAAUCAGGGAAGAAAGAGUUUUGCGUUUGAUUAUAAUUUUGACCAACUUUAACUGGCAACCAUGUUGACCUCUGGUUUUGUGGGUGGCUUCCUGCUGCAUGGCGUUUGCUUCAGCACGUGCCGUUUGAGUGGCUGAUACAAAUGACAGAGGACGUUGAAUCGGUCGAGAACGAAACCUGCGGUCUCCCACGGGUGAGCGGAAUGAAGAAGCGGAGAGGCUGCGAGCUGAGGCCUCAACCUGACACCUUCCAUCUGCUCACGCAAGCCACACAGUGAGAGAAAGCACCACUAGAUGGAAGCAUACACUUCAGUUGCGCAGAACCGACAGCUGGUAACCAUGGAAAUUUCAUUUUUAAUACCAGCCCAGUUUUCUCUACAUUUACUGUGUUUUCCACUCAGGCACACCCCCUCCAGCAGAGCUCCGAACCUAAUAAAGUCAGAUUUUUAUACAAACACAAAUGCUGGACUCCAAAUGCAUAAAUGGGGUCUUCAAAAAAAUAAUAUCCCUAAAGUUGGUGAGUUUGGUUAUCACAAUGAGCUGCAAAGGAGACAAAAGAUUACCAGUGCAACAGAGGGUCACAGGACUCCGAUAUUAACAGAUUUCAUGAUAUUCAGCAACAUCAAAGGGAAUAAAAUGCACUUUGAAUUAAAGCCUGAUAAAGUCCUUUGUCUUGUACAAAGUGAGAUUUCAGACUGCGUGAAAUAAUAAGGCUGAA
Messenger RNA from Scleropages formosus (Asian bonytongue), 3173 nucleotides. Its product is annotated as glutamine synthetase-like. Lineage: Eukaryota; Metazoa; Chordata; Actinopteri; Osteoglossiformes; Osteoglossidae. Bases 739 to 2082 code for a protein of 447 amino acids. The record is from RefSeq and is a predicted model, not a curated record. The transcript is spliced from 10 exons. Gene Ontology annotation, molecular function: glutamine synthetase activity. Gene Ontology annotation, cellular component: cytoplasm.